This is a messenger RNA of Cyprinodon variegatus (sheepshead minnow), 1771 nucleotides long. It is a transcript of the gene slc2a8, whose product is annotated as solute carrier family 2 (facilitated glucose transporter), member 6. Bases 1 to 1335 code for a protein of 444 amino acids. The transcript is spliced from 9 exons. Lineage: Eukaryota; Metazoa; Chordata; Actinopteri; Cyprinodontiformes; Cyprinodontidae. Gene Ontology annotation, cellular component: membrane. Gene Ontology annotation, biological process: transmembrane transport. The record is from RefSeq and is a predicted model, not a curated record. Gene Ontology annotation, molecular function: transmembrane transporter activity.
AUGUUCCAGGUUUGGUUUAUAAAGGAGCGGGUCCACAUGCAUCCUUCAUUCCCCGCUUCCUCUUUUCUCCCUCACAGCAAAGUGAAGAACGGGAAGUUGUACCUGGCCUCGUUUGCAGCCGUUUUGGGCCCCAUGAGCUUCGGCUUCGUGCUGGGCUACAGCUCCCCCGCCAUCCCUGAGCUCAGCAGCAUUUCCGACCCGCGGCUCAGGCUCAGCGACGAGCAGGCCUCCUGGUUCGGGUCCAUAGUGACGCUGGGAGCGGCGGCGGGCGGCCUGCUGGGCGGCUGGAUGGUGCAGAGGAUCGGCAGGAAGCUCAGUCUGAUGCUCUGCUCGCUGCCCUACGUCUUUGGCUUCACGCUCAUCAUCGCUGCUCAGAACGUGUGGAUGUUCUACGUAGGCAGAGUGCUGACGGGGUUGGCCAGCGGCGUCACAUCGCUGGUGGUCCCGCUGUAUAUUUCUGAGACGGCCCAUGAAAAGGUGCGCGGGAUGCUGGGCUCCUGUGUUCAGCUCAUGGUGGUCUCUGGGAUCAUGGGCGUUUACCUGGCAGGUCUGUUCAUAGACUGGCGCUGGCUGGCCAUCUGCUGCUCGCUGCCGCCGUCCCUCAUGAUGGUCGCCAUGUGUUUCAUGCCGGAGACGCCGCGGUUCCUGCUGUCCAGAGGGAAGCGGCGGGAGGCAGAGGAGGCGUUACGCUUCCUGCGAGGGCCGGAUGCUCCUGUUGAGUGGGAGUGCGCUCGAAUCGAGGAGGCAACCGAAGAACAGGGCUCCACUUUCCGGCUGUCCGACCUGAAGGAUCCGGGCGUCUUCAAACCGCUGGUGAUCGGCGUCCUGCUGAUGGUGUUUCAGCAGAUGACCGGGAUCAACGCCAUCAUGUUCUACGCCGAGAACAUAUUCGAACAGGCACACUUUGAGGAGAGCGACCUGGCCUCGGUUAUCGUCGCUCUGAUUCAGGUCAUCUUCACAGCAAUAGCAGCUGUGAUCAUGGACCGGGCCGGCAGGAAAGUUCUCCUCAUCAUCUCAGGAAAACCUAACUGCCGCUGUUCAGGUUUCGCCAUCGGCUGGGGUCCCAUCCCGUGGCUGAUCAUGUCGGAGGUCAUUCCCAUUAGAGUGAGGGGCUUCGCUGGAGCUGCUGUGGUGCUCAGCAACUGGGGGAUGGCUUUCAUAGUCACCAAAUCCUUCCAGGACAUGAUGAACCUCCUGACCAGCGCCGGGACCUUCUGGCUCUUCUCCUGCAUGUGCUUCCUCAACAUCAUCUUCACCGUCAUCCUGGUCCCAGAGACCAAAGGCAAGACGCUGGAGCAGAUCGAAGCCAUUUUCAGAGGGACGUCGGGUCCGUGACGGCGUGCCAAGCAGGGAUGGACAUCAUCAACCUAAACAAACUGUUAAAGUGGGCAUUAGAGAAAAAAAAGGAAGCUGAUUUAAGCAGCUUCCAUGUUUGCUUUUAUAACCGUAACAAAAGAUUUUAAGUGAUUUAUUAGUUUGUUUUAUGAAAACUGUUUAUUUUGUGCCAUUGAGCUGAAUUUUAUCAGUGAGGUGCGACUAAACUGCCAACGAUGAUAUUAAUUAAUCAUUGGUUGGACUUUUUGACAUGUUGAAAAAUAACCUAAUCCUUCAUUGACUGACACCUGAGGGAUACUUUGCUCUUCACUGCUCCCUGCUGGCCACAGAGCGUCCAGCGGGCCCAGCUUAGAUCUAAAAAUGUAUGGAGGGAAAUUUGAUCCAUUAAUGUUGCAAAAGAAAAAGGCAUUUUGUAAAUUAAAAAUCUAGAAAGUUU